This is a messenger RNA of Laetiporus sulphureus 93-53, 1404 nucleotides long. Its product is annotated as Aldo/keto reductase. The transcript is spliced from 15 exons. Bases 340 to 1404 code for a protein of 354 amino acids. NCBI's taxonomy places the organism in Eukaryota, Fungi, Basidiomycota, Agaricomycetes, Polyporales, Laetiporaceae. The record is from RefSeq and is a predicted model, not a curated record.
UACCUAGUAGGUCGCCAUUUCCCAGCCGUUUCCAACACUCAUACGCACUCUGUCGGAGUCUGACGAGGUCACUGGGGAACUGGAAGGGCAUGGACUGCUAACGUAGGGUCCGGUCCAGUAAAUUCCAAGAGAUUCUUGUUCAGCCGGGCCUAAGGCUCAAGAGCUUGAUCUCCUGCCAGUGACACCCAUGCACUGACGCGUAUAUAUGCAGCCGUUCAUGCGCAUCAUGUAUAAACAAUUCAGCAUCCUGAUCUGCAUAGUAUAUAAACCCCACGCUCGAGCAAUUAAUGUGGACUGGCUCCCACGCAUAUAGAGCACACCAACUCAAUCGCACCAAAUAUGUCCGACAUCCCCGCACUUCCUUCAAAGAAAGUUCCCUAUGCAGUUCGGCUGGGCAAGUCGGGCCUGAAGGAUUCGCGUGUCAUACUCGGGUGUAUGACCUACGGUGACAAGUGGACCAACUGGCUCCUCGGCGAGGAGGAGGCGAUCAAGCAUAUCAAGUUUGCGUAUGAUGCCGGUAUACAGACGUUCGACACUGCAGGCGUGUGUUGGAUGGCCCAUGGCGAUAUCAUCCUCGGGAAGGCCAUCAAGCAGCUUCAGCUUCCUCGCGAAGAAAUCAUCCCAAUGAUCAAGUUCGGCGGUGUCGUCUCUCGCAAGCCCGGUGAGAUAGUCUAUGACCCUCCUAGUGCUGAGGCGGAGUGCCGUUACGUCAAUCAGUGGGGUGCCAGCCGCAAGGCAUGCCAUAUCUUCGAUGCUGUGAAGAAGAGCUUGGAACGCUUGCAGCUUGACUAUAUCGACGUGCUUCAACUGCACCGCAUAGGCGACAGCACGCCUUUCGAGGAGACGAUGCACGCAUUGCACGAUGUCGUCAAGGCCGGUUAUGUGCGCUAUAUCGGGAUAAGCUCCUGCUGGGCGUGGCAAUUUCAUGCUAUGCAGAACUAUGCUAUCACGCACAACCUGACGCCUUUCAUAUCCAUGCAAGACCAUCAUAACCUGAUUUACCGCGAGGAGGAGCGCGAGAUGUUCCCUUCCUUGAAGCAUUUCGGUGUCUCUGCAAUUCCUUACUCGCCGCUGGGCGGCGGACUCCUGUGCAGACCGUUGAACAAGCAUAAUACAAAGAGAAGCGAAACAGAUCAGUUCCUGAAGGCUUACAAGGACAAUCCGCACUUGGAAGAGAUAAUCAACCGUGUCGAGGAGGUCGUACGGAAGCGCGGCGUCAGCAUGGCUCAGGUGACGGUCGCUUGGAGCCUGUCCAAAGACGUUGUCGCUGCGCCUAUCGUCGGCACGACGAAGCUCGAAGACUUGGAGGACAUCCUUGAAGGUGUGCACCUCACGCUUACGUCCGAGGAGAUCAAGUACCUCGAGGAGCCCUACAGGCCCAUGAAGAUCAUUGGGCACCACUAG